This is a messenger RNA of Durio zibethinus, 998 nucleotides long. RefSeq names its product large ribosomal subunit protein eL20z-like. Lineage: Eukaryota; Viridiplantae; Streptophyta; Magnoliopsida; Malvales; Malvaceae. The record is from RefSeq and is a predicted model, not a curated record.
GUAAUUGACUGAGUUUAAUCCACUUUCACACGUUAAAAAAAAAAAAAGGAAAAUUCAUUACCUUGAUGAUUUUAGUCAAAUUAAGAAGACAAACUGGUAGCUAGGCAGCUUUGCAAAUCUGAUCCCACCACUCCAAAACGAAAAGCCUUAAUAUCAAAGAAACCAUUUUUAAAAAUUAUUUUUCUAGUUGAUUCAUCACCAUAACUAGAUCCCAGUUUCCCCACCAAAACUCCCCCAAAGAAAAAAAGACAAAAUGAGUGGUGAAGAGAAAAACAGAGCUGUAGUUGAAGAUCAUCAGCAUCAUCGCUAUGGAACUUUCCAAGGAGUAGCCAACUACCCUCCUCCACCACCUCCUCAGCAGCAGCACCAUGGACCAGCUAUUGGCUUUCCUCAGCCUGUUCCACCGCCUGGCCUCCAUGAGCCCUCUGCUCCUCCUCCGCAGUAUUAUCCCCAAGGUUAUCAAACCGUUCCAGGUUAUGCUGUUGCUGAAGGAAGACCUGUAAGAGAGCGUCGCCUACCGUGCUGUGGCAUUGGUAUUGGAUGGUUCUUGUUUAUCAUUGGUUUCUUCCUUGGGACCAUCCCUUGGUACAUUGGAUUGUGUCUUCUACUUUGUGCAAGGAUAGACUACCGAGAGAAACCAGGAUAUAUUGCCUGCACAAUUGCUGCAAUUCUUGCUACAAUUGCAAUUAUUCUUGGUGUAACGAAGGGAGCUCAUGAUUGGUAAGCUCUUCUGAUAGAGAGGUGUAUCGGCUGGAAAUUAAUGUAUAUGCCUUCCCUGGAAAGCUAUCUUUAUGACGAUUUGCUAGAAUAAUUUGUGUGAACUAAAAAUUAUGAAUGAUGGAACAUUAUUAAUGUUUGUUUAUAAUCAGUGCUAUGACAGCAAUGUAUGGAUUGUUAAUUUUAACUCUAUAAAAUUAGAUUCUCAAGCAAAUACUAAGCAUAUAUUAUGCUAAAUUGUAUGCAUGCUUUGUAACAGAACUAGAUUCCAUUUCAUAUUA